ACUAACUGGCGAUCCUCCCCUCCUCGUCCGCCUCUCUCCUCCUCUUCUUCCACACCUCACACUUCCUCGCUCUCUCAACACUUCAAUCAUAUACAUCCUGCCUCUCUCGUUCUCUGCAUCUCUUCUGCAGCAUUCAUCUGGUCUGCGCCAGAGGGAAGAACCAACACAGCAAAACUCCCUCAAAAGAAAAAAAAAAAGAGUGAAGGUGACCAAAAGACAAAUAUAGAGCAAAAGAAGUCCCAGGACUUCUUUUCUGUUCAAACAAGCAGAAACAGUGGGCAUCUGCAGCGUGCUUUCUGGCCGCCGUUUGAGUCCCGGGUCUAUCAUACAGCACCAGUGCCUCCAGCAGCAGUGCUUCUUCGACACCCAUUGUACCAGCGUGGUUCUGGGGUCCUUUGGCUUGCGUCUCGCUCUUUAAGACGCCCAACCCUUAAUCCCUCCAAGCUCAUCAUCGGUAUGCAUACUCUGUCCAAAAAGCAAAGAGAAGAAGAAAAGAAAAGAAGCGGCGGAGAGAAGAGAGCAGCAGCAAGGGGACGCAGAGAAAGAAAACUUUAA
Molecule: messenger RNA, 555 nt
Organism: Trichophyton benhamiae CBS 112371
Lineage: Eukaryota; Fungi; Ascomycota; Eurotiomycetes; Onygenales; Arthrodermataceae
Exons: 2
Source: RefSeq, a predicted model, not a curated record